UUGUUUCAUUUUAGAAGUGGAUUUUAUUAGUGAAUACUAGAGCGAAUCAGCUUAUUUCUGAAGCAGGAUCAAACGCUUCUACCAAUACUCUCUUAGUAUUACAACAAGGUGUCUACAAAAAUCUUAAAGGGAAUGGUUAUAGUCAAUAUGCUGAUUGAAACCUCUGAAGAGAUUCACUUCAGUCCUUCGAUUUUUUUAAAUCAAGAAGUUUUCGACGAGCCAGCCAACAUCCUGAUGGUAAACGGUGCUGUCGAUCGUUAUGGAUUCUUCGAAGGUGAACAAUUCUGUGAAACAAACACGCGGAAACUUUCUGAAUCCUCUUUGAACAAAAUACGCCGAAAAGAAUUGAAAUGGCAAAAUAUGCUAAGUGAAUGGGAUAAAUGGAUGUAUUAUAAAACAGAUCGGGUGAGAAAUCAAUGUCGAAAAGGUAUUGCACCGGCUAUACGUUCAAGAGUGUGGCAGUAUCUCUGUGGGAGCCAUAGAAUGAUGCAGAUAGAACGUGGGAAAUAUAAGGUACUUUUGAGAAUGUCGGGUGAUCCAAAGACAAUUUCACAAAUCAAAUUAGAUGUCGACAGACAGUUGCCUAAUCAUGUACUUUUUGCUACAAGCCAUGGUAAUGGAAAAGCAUCUCUGUUCAACGUACUCAAAGCAUAUUCACUGCUACAUCCCGCUACUGGCUAUUGCCAAGCUCAAGCACCGAUUGCUGCAGCGUUACUUAUACAUAUGCCAGAAGAGGAUGCAUUUUGGACUUUUGUCUGUUUAUGCAACCGAUAUAUGACCGAUUAUUUUAAAUCAGAUCUUGUGAAAUGUAAUACAGAGCCAAUAUAUUUUGCUAUUGACUGGUUCAUGUGUUUGUAUACACGCAAUUUGCCAUGGUCUACAGUCCUCCGUAUAUUGGAUAUGUUUUUCUUCGAAGGUGUAAAGGUUUUAUUUCGUAUAGCACUUUCUAUAUUUCAACUUUUACUGGGAGAUUCGAAUUCAAGAAGAAGAUUGAAUUCAAUGGAUAAAUUAAUGGAAUCUUUACGUAAUCUACCUAAAAAUAUAGUCGGUGAACAUGUGCUUAUUAAUCAUUCAUUUCGUUAUACAUUUAUCACUAAACAAGAACUUGUAAAAUUGUAUCGAACACAACUAAAGUCUACUGAGUUAAUAUCAUCGUCUUCAUAAUAAUUUCUAUGUCUUCUUCAUUUGAAUUAUGCUUCGAUUAAUCGAUGAUUUUGUUUCUUCUAGUGGAAACCACUCUGUUUUUUUUUCUUCUUUAGAGUUUACUUUUGUAAAUGUUAUAUUUCACUUAAAUUCAUAUAACACUGUUUAACUGUUUAAAUUCUAAUCCUUUUUUCACUUUGUUUUGUACGUACAAUCAUGGGAGUGAAAUCAUUUAAGUAUUAACUCCAUAUUUUGCUAGUUCUAUUAUGACUUCUUUAAAAAGAGCCCUUGUCAUUUGAUUUGAUAAAUGUUAACUUUAUAUUUACUUCAUUAAUUAAUGUAUCUCUGGUUAAGAUCACUGACUUUAAACUCCUUUAUGUCUUCACGAAAAAAAUGUGUAAAUUUAUUUGUUCAUAAAACAUUUGCUAUCAGUUUAACUUAAUAAUUUUUGCUUGUCAUGCUG
Messenger RNA from Schistosoma margrebowiei, 1606 nucleotides. The record is from the annotation of a GenBank genome assembly. Lineage: Eukaryota; Metazoa; Platyhelminthes; Trematoda; Strigeidida; Schistosomatidae.